AUGUCCUCUACUCAAUUUCACGUCACUGAAGAAUCCUGGGGCCGCCAUUACCGUGCGGUCACCGAUAGUAAAGACGGAGGCAAGCGUCACUUCUUCAUCGAAAACUCCCAGUUUUCAUCCCAAAAGCCCGAUAUCACUAUCCACGACGGGGCCGACAUCAAUGACUCCGUCAUCGGGCUAUCCAAGUUCCGGCGCCUUUCAUCAGAUUGCGAUGUCACAUUAAUCGAGGACGAGCAGACCAAUAAGACAGACUGGGUACCUCUGAUCAAGAAAGGUCUUGUGUCCGCGAGUUAUUCUUUCUAUAUCCCCAUCCAGGGCCAACUAAGCCACCUCGUUUGGAAAAAGACCCGUUCUAUGGGCAGCCAUUCCAGUCCCUAUGCGAACAUGAAACUGGUGGACGAGGACAGCCAGAAUGUCUUGGCUGUGUUCUCUUCUGAUACUUAUUCGUUAACCGCGGGUCGUCUGGAUAUGACCGGGGAUUAUGGUGAACGGGUUGAUCGGAUGGUGUUGCUGACUGGUCUUGCGGUGCGAGAACGACAACGACGACAGAAUAAGGGUUCUGUACGGGCUCGUCGGGAUAGUGUGUUUACGGUUGGGGCUGCGGGUGGUGGUGCUGGUAGUGGCGGUGGUUGCUAG
Messenger RNA from Penicillium alfredii, 636 nucleotides. RefSeq lists its product as uncharacterized. The transcript has a single exon. NCBI's taxonomy places the organism in Eukaryota, Fungi, Ascomycota, Eurotiomycetes, Eurotiales, Aspergillaceae. Bases 1 to 636 code for a protein of 211 amino acids. The record is from RefSeq and is a predicted model, not a curated record.